AAUAUUUUGUAGAUAAUUUAUUAAAGAUUAGUGUUACUAAACUUGUUACUAAUUUAGAAAAAAAUAAUUUUGAGGAAAUUUAUAAGAAUGUGGAAGGUGAUCAUGACUGGAAAUUUAUUAUUAGUUAUGAUAUUGAUAAUAUUAGAUCUUCAACCAUAAUUUCAAUAGAUAACAAUGAGGCAAUUUAUUUAGUUAACUCUCGUGAUAAUGAAUUCAAUGCUAUUUUUAAAUUAGAUAUAAAUAGUAAACUUCAAUUAAUAGCAAAACCACCAAAUCAGAAAGCAGAUAUUAAUAAAAUUCUCUUUCAUCCCAAAACAAAAAAUCCUAUUGCAUAUUCUGUCACUUAUCUUAAAGGUGAACUCGACAUGCUUUCUCAAUCAUUAGAUAAUUUAAUUUUGACUGUAUCUUUUCAAAAUGUAAUUAAAUCAAGAGACAAUCUAGAUUUAGUUUGCUACCUUACUCUUCCAGCUGAAAAACAUGAUCCUUUAACAGAAUAUAUGCUGAAAAAUCCUUUACCAUUAAUUUUACAAGUUCAUGGUAGUCUCUGGACUCGUAACUAUUAUAUUUUUAAGGCUGAUUCUCAAUUAUUUGCAAAUCGUGGUUAUGCUAUAUUAAAUUUAAAUUAUAAUUCUUCUAUUGGACUUGGUACAAUUUAUGGAGGAAGUUAUGGUGGAUUUGCUAUAUUAGCUGGGCUUGCCUUUACUGAUAAGAAAGAAGAGAAUUUUAGUUUUGUAUAUGGUGUUGAAUUUUCUGGACCUGCAAAUCUUUUCAAACUAGUCAGGACCAUCCCACCGUACUGGAUAUCUUCGUAUGAUGAAUUUGUAUACCAUUUAGGUAGUAAUCCAAAUACAAAGGAAGAAAA
Molecule: messenger RNA, 862 nt
Organism: Racocetra persica
Lineage: Eukaryota; Fungi; Glomeromycota; Glomeromycetes; Diversisporales; Gigasporaceae
Source: the annotation of a GenBank genome assembly